UUUGUGGUAGUUUUCACUGACAGCUGCAGUGCUGUCGUCAAGCUUUGUGGCGUUUUUGACUUUGUUGGACAAAACAGGUCGGCAAAGACCAUGCUCCGAUAAUUACCAUACUCGCACUGCGUAUAACUUGACCGUAUUCGACAUGUAUGUGCAAGUACGACAAAGAGUCGCCCCACCUCUUCACAGCACGUAAGACCCCAACACAGCAUGGCUCAACACUGCACAAUACCUCGACCCCAUUUGUCUGUUCAGCAUCAACACCAUCUCCGGCACACACUAUCCCCGCAAAGCCUAUCUCUUCGAUCGAAGCUACCAUAGCGCCCGUCGUAGGGCUGCUUCCGCGCUGCCGACCUGAACAAAACGCAAGGUUGCACAAACAUUGGUUCUCUCGGCCGCAAGCACUCAGACCAACGGUUCGCCCAGCAAUGAGAUAAAUCGCAGAUCUUGUCUUGGCGAUGUUGCCACGACAGGGUUGUUGGGUCAGAUGCGCUCAAGGAAGACAAAG
Macroventuria anomochaeta is the source of this 505-nucleotide messenger RNA. RefSeq lists its product as uncharacterized. NCBI's taxonomy places the organism in Eukaryota, Fungi, Ascomycota, Dothideomycetes, Pleosporales, Didymellaceae. The record is from RefSeq and is a predicted model, not a curated record. The coding region runs from base 147 to 434 and encodes 95 amino acids. The transcript is spliced from 2 exons.